This is a messenger RNA of Carcharodon carcharias (great white shark), 7040 nucleotides long. It is a transcript of the gene slc35d1a, whose product is annotated as solute carrier family 35 member D1a. NCBI's taxonomy places the organism in Eukaryota, Metazoa, Chordata, Chondrichthyes, Lamniformes, Lamnidae. Bases 22 to 1107 code for a protein of 361 amino acids. The transcript is spliced from 12 exons. Gene Ontology annotation, molecular function: antiporter activity; GDP-fucose transmembrane transporter activity. The record is from RefSeq and is a predicted model, not a curated record. Gene Ontology annotation, cellular component: Golgi apparatus.
UCCGGAGGCCAGGGUGAAGACAUGUUGGAGGUCCGUCAACGUCACGAUGCUGUGGUUAAACGGAGGCAGGAAAGGAGCGAAGCAGCUGGAGAUGCUGCUGCUCGAGUCUGCGCCCGAGCUGGGGACGGGGAAAUGUCGACCGAGACGCUGACUGUUUUCUUGAAGUUGUGCGCGGCAGUUUUUUACGGAGUCAGCUCCUUUUUUAUUGUGGUUGUGAACAAGAGCGUCCUCACCAGCUACAGAUUUCCUUCAAUAGUAUUUCUGGGCAUUGGUCAGAUGUUGGCAACAGUGACCUUGCUGUGGGUGGGUAAGGUAUGCAGGGUGGUGAAGUUUCCCAGCUUAGACUACAGCAUACCUCGAAAGGUGUUUCCACUACCCCUCUUAUACCUAGGGAACCAACUUACAGGAUUACUCGGCACUAAGAAGCUGAAUCUCCCAAUGUUUACAGUUCUAAGGAGGUUUUCCAUUCUGUUUACAAUGAUAGCAGAAGGCUUGUUACUGAAUAAGAAUUUCUCUCGAUCUGUUCAGGUGACUGUAUUUGCGAUGAUACUUGGUGCAUUUAUUGCUGCCAGUUCUGACAUGACAUUUGACUCUUUUGGAUAUGGAUACAUUCUUACAAAUAAUGUACUAACAGCUGCCAACGGAGCUUAUGUCAAGCAAAAAUUGGAGUCAAAAGAGCUGGGUAAAUAUGGACUACUUUAUUACAAUGCCCUCUUCAUGAUUUUGCCUUCUUUGGCCAUUGCAUAUAUCACAGGCGAUCUUCAGAAGGCAGUUGAUUUCGAAGGGUGGUCAAAUUCAGUGUUUGUCAUGCAGUUCCUGCUGUCCUGUGUAAUGGGGUUUAUUCUCAUGUAUUCUACAGUACUGUGCACUCAGUAUAAUUCUGCUCUUACUACCACAAUUGUUGGUUGUGUAAAGAAUAUUUUGGUGACUUAUAUUGGAAUGUUUUUUGGUGGAGAUUAUAUAUUCACAUGGACCAACUUCAUCGGGUUAAAUAUUAGUAUUGCCGGAAGCUUGGUCUAUUCCUACAUUACGUUCACAGAGGAGCAGUCGGCCAAGACAUCAGGAAACAGCAACAGUGUAGAUGUCAAGGGGAAAAUAGCUGUAUGAAUGGGAAGGAACUUCAGAGAUGUAUCAACUAUUUUUAGUGCGUUAUUAAUUUUAACUUUUAAAAAAAAAUGUGUUGUAAAGAAAUUGUAGAUUUUGCAAUUUUGGUAGAUUGAUAUUUGAAGGACCAAAAAAAAUUUUUUUAAAGGGCCCUCUUUCACUAAAGCCUCGGAGUAUCUGACGGCACUGCCAAUCCCCUAUUGUGGUCUUCACUUUCAUUCCACUGCUCCAAAAAACAGUCCCUACUCAUUGACAUUUCAGUUUCAUUGUGUUUCAAAAUGUCUGUGUUUUUUCCUCUUCCCACUCCUAUAACAGAGAAGGAACUGGUACAGUAAUAAGGUGGUCUUAGAAUUGGGGUACAUGCUCUGCUUAAAAUUAGAUUGAAUUAAGUGCUUACAAAUGUAGCAUGUCUAGUUGUAAGACUUCUUGAUUGCUGUGCCAUCCGGUAACUUCCUUCAUUGUCGGUACUCUGACUUUCUCUGCUCACCAGCAAUUUUCAACAUGCUUCUGAUUCUCAAUUCAUGAACAUAAUCUUAAACUAGGGAUGCCUUGUGGAGUAUUGAGUGGCAGGUCAGCUAUCUUGUGCACUGGUACUAUCAAAUUUUGUUCUGCUACCAGACCUCUAGUAGAAUGGAGUUUUACUCUAAUUGUAGGUAAAUUGAGUCUUGAUCUUACAGAAGACCAAUAUUCAAGAAACCUGUAGAAAGCCUGAGUUGUUACUUAUGAAAUUGUGGCAUUGAGUAGGAAGACCUCUUAUUGUUCCAUAUUUUCCAGUUUUCUAAUUUUAGAAAUGAGUUUGGGGAGCAAGAAUUUAGUUAAUGGUGAAAGUCUGUCAUUUCAGCACAUUUACAUAACAGUUUAAAAAAAAAAUGCAUAGAAAGAUCUCUAUGCAAAGAAUACAGUCCUACCAGUAAAGUAUCCCAAUAAUUAUGACAUUAUAGAUGGAAUUUUCAUGUGGCAUGUCAUAAUCCUUUUCAAAAUCAACUUCAUGGAAUACUAAACUAGGUUUUUAUAGAAUUAUUUCUGAAAUGCAGUUCAUCCUGGCAUUGUUAAAAUAAAUGCAAAAAUUAAACUUAAUGAAAUUUGCUGAUUGAGUUGAAUGUUAAAAUUUCAGUGUAUAAAUUUGAAUCAUUAGUAUGAGCAGUUUUCCAAUGAAAACAUUUUUAACUUGAGCAGUAAACCAUUUUAAAUGUGUUUGAGGUCUGAUGUAUCUGCUAAAUCAUUUGUGCAAUUUGAAGAUUACAAAACCCUAGUUCAGAUUAAAAAUGAUAGUAGUGUGGGUACAAAUUAUACACUAUCUUCUUUCCAAUCUCUUUUCAGGAAAUGCUUAGUAUAUUAAAUUAAUGCUUCAUAUUUUGGUCUGAAUCUAGAUAUACCAGAAAGUGUGGCAAUUGUUCUGCACUUCAACAGCUUGCUUGAAGAGCUGCAGUGUGAUGUUAAUGUGAUGACUUCAUUACUUUCUUUAUAUGGAAUGUAGAUUUGAGGGCAUUGGUGGACUGUAAUAUCUUCAGUGCAUACAUGCAAUGCUUUAACGAGAAAAAGUUUUCUAAAGUUUCAAUUUUCUGAAAUACGCGUUCUGGCAGAGUAGUUCACCCAAUGACAUUUGCUGAUUGUGAUUUUGUGAAUGCAAUUAAGUGAAUGAUAUCGAUGAUCCUGCAUAUUUAAAGGCUAAGUGGGUCCUAUGGACUUAUAAGAUACUGCACUGCCCAGACCUUUUGACUCCAGUUUCAAUGUGGCAGCAUUUGCUUUUGUGCAGCACUAUAUGUGCUUAUGUAAUGAUACAAUAAAGCUCCAUGUAGAGCUUUGCUGCAGUCCGCCAAUAUGCUAUAUGUUUCAUGGCUGAUUUUAGAAAUGCUGCUUUUAGUAUUUAAAAAAUCAAAUGCUGGUCUUGAUCUGUAAACAUGUUGCAUUGUUCAAUGUUUAUAAACACAAGUGCCUGGAUAUUGAAUUAGAGUUGACUUAUGAACAAUUUUUGAAUUAAUAUUUGUGUAUUUAACCCAUCAGAAUCUAGUUGUAAUCUGGUUCUGAUUUUGUAAAAUCUAGAUUUUUUUAAUGCAAUUAGUACCAAAAUUGGAUAGAAAGAAGCCUAUAAUAGUGUUUUUUUUGCCAUUUCCUGUUCCAAUGAUUCUACUUUUUCUGCUUUUUAAUGGUGCAUUUUAUCUAUUCUUUGGAUUGUGAUUCGAAAUUGACAAAUACACUUUGUAAUAUAGUUUUUUUAAUGGCUCUGAUUAGCUGUGAUACUCUUGAGGAAUUAAUAUUAGGAAUUAAUAAAUCAGUUAAUUGAGGAAUUGACUAUUAGUCUGCAUCCUGUAGUCUCUAUACAAAUUAUGAAUACAGAUGGACUACUGAAUAUUGCAGCCUCACAAUUUAAAAUUCAUUAUUUUAUAAAAUUUAAGAUUAAUUUGAAAUCUUGUUUCAUUUAUUUUGUAGAUUGGGUGUUCAUUUUUUAUUCUCAAAAGUAUUGCUGAAUAAAGAGAUGUUGAAGCUUUACAUCUUGCAAUUCAGGACACUUCACAAGAAUACCAAUAUAAGGGGAAUCCAAUGAUUUAUACUGUAUGCGAAGAGAGUGCUGAUUGCUUAGCAAGUGGACUCAGAUUGGUAAAGGCGUUGCCAUGGAGAAUGAACCAGUGAUGGUCACUGACAGUUAACUGCCAAGCAUUGUUUGAAAGUUAAACCAGGCAGCUUAACCCUGAUUGGUCAAGACAUUGCCCUGAGGAAUGAGUCUGCGAAUGGCUGUCACGUAUUUUGUUUAGCUGAAACGGGCACAAUGUGUGUAUAUGUUCUUUCUGUCUGCAAAGAGCAGGGCUCUGCAUUAAUAUAUGUAGCUUCCAGUACACGGAAAGCCUAUUGCAAGCCCGAUUGACAAUUUUAAUAGUUGUCAGCUUAAUUCUUAGCACACUGAGGAUCACUUGAGCAAAUGUUGUCCAAUUGUAGAAUCAUAUCUAAUGCUGGACACUUUUGAGUUUUGCAAGCACAGGCUGGUUCAGUAUAGCCUAUUCCUUGCCUGUUGCGAACAGCAGCUGGGACAUGCUGUUUGAAACGAUCCACCAGCCUUUGGGAUGUAUAGCCUACAUACCUAGCCUCAUGCUGGCACUGAAAUUCAUCUGCCACAUUACUCAUUUGUGUGAUAGGCAGAACAUCUUUUUGGCUUGACGGCAUGCCCUGUUAGUGGCAAAUAUCACUUGUUUUGUUACUGCAUAGCAGCAGCGUGAAACAGCUAGCUUCAUCUGUUGUUAAAUUUUUGAGAUACCUUUCCUUUCCAGGGUAAUCUGAGGUAGAUUGGGCACUUUUCAGGGACGAAAGUGACAGCCUUAGGUCAUCUGAGUUUGAUAUACAGUGCGAAAUGAUCUGAUCAUGGUAGCCUUUACCCCGUAGGAUGUUGCGCCCUAUUUCAGCAUCAAGCUUGCCUGGUGUGCAAAUGGCUCUGGCCCUAUUUACAAGGUUGCCAAUAAGACUGAUCUUAUAAUGUGUGGAACUGUUUAAUUAAAAAAAAAAUCCCAAUGUGUACAUUGACCAGUGAAGGUAGGUUUAUGGUAGAGAACUCACUGGCAGAUUUCUCAAUUAGUAUAUCAAGGAAGGGGAGUUCAUUUGACUGUUCCAUUUCAAAGGUGAAUUUGAGAGCUGGAUGGAGCCCAGUAAGACAUGUAAAGAAAUUGUUACAUGCAGCUACAGAUUGAAAUACAGCAAACGUAUCAUCCACAUAUCGGAAAUAUGAGGGGUAAGAGGUUAGGUGUCAUUCCAUUGAAGACACCUUUCUCAUGGAGCCCAAUAAAGAUGUUUGCAAGAGCUGGACCUAGAGAGGAUCCCAUGGCAACACCAUCUAUUUGGGCAUACAUGGUGUCAUUAAAACUGAAUUCAACUACACGAGUUGCUGAGUUCGUAAGUUCAAUGAAUACUGAUUCAAACAAGGGAGGUGGGUCUAGAUCAGCAUGAUAUAGUGCUGCAGUGCAAAUAUCUAUGGCUUCAUUAAGUGGAACAUUGGUGAAUAGGCUAGCGAUGUGCCUUUGCAUGUACUGGAAGCUACAUAUAUUAAAACACAGGGCUCUGUUCUUUGUAGACAGGACAUGUACACAUUGUGUACAUGUCCUGUUUCAGCUAAACAAAAUAAAUGACAGCUGUUCGCUGGCUCAUCCUUCAGGACAGUGCAUUGACCAAUCAGGGUUAGGCUGCCUGGUUUAACUGUCAAUCACUGGUGCAUUCUUCAUGGCAAUGCUUCUACCAAUCAGAGGCAUUGUGGUGGACCGUGGUACCACGUGGUCCAUUUGCCAACCAAUCAGUACUCUUCAUAAACAGUAUAACUUGUUGUUUUCCUCAUAUUGGUAUUCUUGCAAAGCGUCCUGAUGAACUAAACUAAAAGUUUCAACCUGUCCUUUUUUUUCAGCAAUACUCAAGUUCUGUACUACCAAACAAUUAUUCUCAAAUGUGAAGAUUUGGACAAAAAUGCUGCUGCCCCUAGAGAAAAGGAUUUUGUUUAUCUUUUAGAUGACAAUGCAUAAUGUAACAAUUGAUUUUAAAUUCAACUUAAUCAGUUACUAACUAUGAUUAUUGACUAUAAAACCCUUAUCCUAAUCCAGUGGUGAUCAUGGAUUUCAAUAAAACUCUACUAUCAGCUCUGUUGUGAUUUUUAAGCUUUUGGUUUAUCCAGAGAAAUGAUUUGCAAGUUAUCAUUUAUACUGUGAGAACUCUUGGACUGUAGUUAAAAGUAGUCACCCUAUUUAUGUCGGUGGUAUGAGUCUUAUUUAUAUUUAGAACAAGCACCAUUGCUCUUAAAACAUACAAAUGUCUUCUAAAGAGAGCGCAAGAUAGAUCUGUAGGUCUGGGUAAAGAAUGCCUUUGGCCAACUUCACUUUUGUAUGAUACAAAUCUUUCCAUUUUCCUUAUUGUACUAUGUGAUGCUUUAAACAUAAGAUCAUAAAUAAGUUUGGAAAAUAAAAAGUAAAGGUGACAAGGUUCCCAAAUUGGCAUUCAUGGGAAUGAACGAAUCUAGGGCAUGAGAGGUAUGGGGUAAAUCUUUAAGCUUGGUAUAUUUCGAAGGUUUCAUUUUAAUUUUGCUGUGGGCUUAUUAGGGCUAGAGAAUGUUGGAGGGAGUUGCUUCAGUUUAUUUUCCUCCUUGCCGAUAUUUACAUAAAAUUUGCAAUAAGUAUCACUGAGAUAAAGUGCUGCUACCAGUUGUAAAUAGAUGCAAAUACAAAGUGUGCAAUAUAGCUGCAUUAUUCAGACUGACCAAAGGUUCUGAAAUUAUCCAAGCAUCCAUCAAAACAAUCCAAAUUUUAAUUAUUUUAUCUUGAUUUUAUACAGCAGACAAUGGUUUAUUUUUAGUAUUCCCAACCAUAUCCACUCCAAUUAUGUUUUUAAUUUCAUGCUAUAAUGUAUUCCAACACCAAAUUCAACCUUUAUUGCCCAGAGAGGCUUCAGUCACCACUUACAAGGUUUAAGCCAAGUAACAUAAUCAUGAAUUUCCUGGAGCACUCUAGAUAUUACUUGUUAUUACAGGAUUCAUCAAUAGUUAGUAGAUCUGUCUCAAUAAACCAGCCUGCUCCAUUAGUUUCCACUAGGUGUAUAAGUUUUUAAAAAGGACACUGUGCCACCACAUUAAGAACUCUAUUGAAAAUUAUUUUGAAUGCACAGCAUAGCAUGCUCGUGCAAGGGCAUGGUAGAAGUAUUAUUUUGAUUAUUUUAGUUGAGUAUUUUGCAAUGCUAACAUUUCAUUAAGGGAUGCAGAGAGAAUAUAAAAUGUUUCAGAAUGUCAUUGUUUUGCUAAAUGACACAGUAAGAAAACUUUGUACAGUUUAUCUAAAAUGAGAUUAAAGUGAACAUGAAAGGCAAUGUUGUGUAAAAGUGCAAAAUUUUGAAAAAUAUUGUGCAAUCGUCACUUGAGGAAUCAUUAGUUGAUGGAUCUUUUUAUAUCUUCACCAAAAUAAAUGACUUUGCACAAA